This is a messenger RNA of Hyla sarda, 2382 nucleotides long. It is a transcript of the gene LHCGR, whose product is annotated as luteinizing hormone/choriogonadotropin receptor. Gene Ontology annotation, cellular component: membrane. NCBI's taxonomy places the organism in Eukaryota, Metazoa, Chordata, Amphibia, Anura, Hylidae. The coding region runs from base 168 to 2255 and encodes 695 amino acids. The transcript has 12 exons. Gene Ontology annotation, biological process: male gonad development; ovarian follicle development; phospholipase C-activating G protein-coupled receptor signaling pathway. Gene Ontology annotation, molecular function: luteinizing hormone receptor activity. The record is from RefSeq and is a predicted model, not a curated record.
UGCAGACUAAAAAUAGGAACACGUUGCCUGCAUGGAAUACAAACUGUUCCAUCUCACAGCUGUAAUUCACUUCAAACUAAAAAAAAAAGAAAAAGUUAAGGACACGACAAAAGACAAAAUGGAAUCAAAAUAACAAUAGCAACUAACCUCCUAAAGACAAUCUCACCAUGGAGACCCUGCUUUUCUAUUACCUCAUGUUGCAUUUGAGUUACCUGAACCCUGUCUGCUCAGAAAUGACUGAUGCCUGCAAGCUGUGUAACUGCAGUAGGGCGAGCCUCCUGUGUCCGUCUCCAGCUGUAUACAGUCCACUUGGACUAGAACUGUCAUUAUCCCAAUUCUCCUUUAAAGUUAUACCAUCUGAGGUAUUUCAGAAUUUUCACCUAGACAUCUUAAAAAUAGCAAUAUCCCAAAGUGAUUCACUGGAAAGGAUUUCUAAUCACGCAUUUUCCAAACUUCUAAACCUAACAGAAUUAACAAUCAGAAACACGAAAAAUCUGUUCCACAUUGGACACGGAGCCUUUGCAAAUUUACCAAACUUAAAAUAUUUGAGUAUUUGUAAUACAGGAAUUCGAAAAUUUCCAGAUGUCACAAAAAUCUUGUCGAUAGAAUUAAACUUAAUUCUGGAAAUCUAUGACAAUUUACAUAUAACUGCAAUACCUGCAAAUGCUUUCCAAGAAAUGAACAAUGAAUCGUUGACGCUGAAACUUUUCAGAAAUGGAUUUGAAGAAAUACAAAACUACGCAUUCAAUGGCACAAAGCUGGAUAAAUUGUUCCUUAAUGACAACAAAAAUCUACAACGUUUCCAUAAUGAUGCCUUAAAGGGAGCCACUGGACCAAAUAGUUUAGACAUCUCAUCAACAGCAUUAGAGCAUCUGCCUGUCCAUGGACUUGAAUACAUCCAAAUCUUGAAAGCAGAAAAAUCCUAUUAUCUGAAGAAAUUGCCGCCUCUGGACAAACUUGCCAGCUUGGUGGUAGCGCAGCUAACCUAUCCCAGUCACUGCUGUGCUUUUGCGAACAUGAGAUUAAAAGAGCUUAACUCCCCUCUUGCAUACUUCGGCAACUUAACAAACCAAUGUGAUAAUUCGCUAAGUAAGCAACAAAAUGACACAAAUUUGGAAAUGACAGUGGACUAUGAAUAUUUAUGUCCGCCAAGGACCCUCAGAUGCACACCAGAGCCUGAUGCCUUUAACCCUUGUGAAGAUAUCAUGGGCUAUGACUUUCUUCGAGUCCUAAUCUGGUUUAUUAGUAUACUUGCUAUUGCAGGAAAUGCUGUGGUUCUUGUUGUUCUGUUGACCAGUCGGUACAAACUCACAGUCCCACGCUUCCUGAUGUGUAACCUGUCUUUUGCAGAUUUUUCCAUGGGUAUCUAUCUACUGCUAAUAGCGUCGGUCGACACCAAGACUAAAAGUCAAUACUAUAACCAUGCUAUAGAUUGGCAAACAGGGAGUGGCUGCAGUGCAGCUGGUUUCUUCACGGUAUUUGCCAGUGAGCUUUCUGUGUAUACGUUGACUGUAAUAACUCUUGAGAGAUGGCAUACGAUAACCUAUGCAAUGCAACUUGAUCGUAAACUCCGGUUAAGACAUGCCAUCUUGAUCAUGCUAGGAGGCUGGAUAUUUUCGCUGCUAAUGGCUCUUCUCCCACUUGUUGGUGUAAGCAACUACAUUAAAGUCAGCAUAUGCCUGCCGAUGGACAUAGAAACACCUCUUUCGCAGGCAUACAUAAUCAUCAUCUUGGUGCUCAACGUCAUAGCCUUCAUUAUCAUAUGUGCCUGUUACAUUAAAAUCUACAUUGCUGUCCAAAACCCAGAGCUCGCACCAACCAACAAAGAUACCAAAAUAGCCAAGAAAAUGGCAGUUCUCAUCUUCACUGACUUCACCUGCAUGGCACCAAUAUCCUUCUUUGCCAUUUCUGCUGCUUUCAAAGUUCCACUCAUUACUGUGACCAAUUCCAAAAUAUUGCUGGUCUUGUUCUAUCCUGUGAAUUCCUGUGCCAAUCCGUUCCUAUAUGCAAUCUUUACCAAAGCUUUCCGAAGGGAUUUCUUUCUGCUUAUGAGCAAGUUUGGUUGUUGCAAGACUCAAGCAGAACUUUACAGAGUCAGCAACUUUACUGGCUAUACUUCCAACUGUAAGACUGACAGCUUAGAUACUGGACUAAAGACCUCCAGAGGUGAAUUGCAUCUUGCCACCUUUGAAUGCCAGUACUUGAAGACCACACACAAAGAAAGGAAAGCUGUUCCCAAAAACAUUGGAGUGUGAUAUGGUGUCAAGCAGUGAAGCUCUUUUUUAGUAUAUAUUUCAAGAUUUACGGGGGCAUUUAUCAUUGUUGUUUAGGUAAGUGAGUUCUUUAGUUAUCUUUUUUCUUGCUUUGGUUUUGCUUAUGUAU